AUAAACUUUCACAGCUGCAGCCGACGUCGCCUCACUUUGUGUGAAUGUGGGCGAAUGCAAGAGGGUGGAAGGGUCAACUCUGAAUGUGUGUGUGUGUGUUUAAGUUGAACUAAACGUUCAUCAAACUUUAUUUAUUUUAGGCCACACGCAGUUUUUUAAGUAAGGACAACGAUCAUACUGAAAUUUGCACAAUGGUUGCAACAAGCACACUGAAAAACAAAAACACGGAAUGUUUCUCGGAACUGAUAGACCGUAGACAUGAUCAGGCUUGCAUCGAAGAUGAGUUGGACUACUGGGACCACAGCCUGGCCGAGCCGGCGUUGAACACGGAGGCGGUGUUCGAGGACCGGACGUGCCAGCAGCUGGUCAAGAUGCUGGAGAGCUGCCUGUCGCGGGCCAAGAAGACCACGCUGAACUGCUCGGAGGUGCUGGUCCCGGAGAAGCUGACGCGGAGGAUAGCGCGCGACGUGGUGCGGCUGUCGGCGGGCGAGCCCUGCGGCCUGCGGGGCUGCGUCCUGCACGUGCUCCUGGAGGCCGAGGGCGGCUGCAAGCGGCUGGAGCGCGUGGCCUACGACCCCAGUGUGGUGCCCACCUUCGAGCUGACGCUGGUCUUCAAGCAGGACGGCAGCGCCUGGCCCAGCCUGCGGGACUUCUUCCUCAUCGGCACCUGCUUCGCGCCCGGCUUCCGCCACGCCCUCAAGCUCAGCCCGGGCUUCCGCCUCAUCAAGAGGAAGCUGUACUCGUCCUCGGCCGGGACCGUCGUGGAAGAGUACUGAGGAAGAGGGGGAAUGUGGCGGAGGAGGGGAGACUGGAGAGUUGUGGAGGGGUUUGGGUGAAUGUGGCUGAGGAGGUGAGACUGGUGGGGAGGGGUGGGUUGGGUUGGGUAAAUGUAGUGGAGGAGUAGAGAUUGGAGCAUUGGGUGGGGGGUAAGGGGGGGCUGGGGUGGUUUGGGUGAGGUGUUCAGCGCAAGCCGCACUUCACUCCUACACCUGUACAGUACCUGAAUGUAAACACUCCAACUGAAUGUCCGCUUGUUUUUUAUUGGAAAAGUAGAGAGCAGGUCAGGUGUUUAGGUGAUUUGUGUAUUUGGUAUUAUUGAAAGUGGAUGAAAGGGCAGUAGGUUCAGGAUUGAUGGCAGAGAUGCAGGUGUUAUGUCUGAAUGUUAGUUUUGCAUUCUAGUUCAUAUUGUCCCCAUUUUUAUUUUUUUUAUUUUUUUUAAGCCCCUCAGAUAAUUUUGGUAAACCCACAAUUCCUGUCAACAGAUACUUGGUUUCUCUUAAAUCAGCCCUAUCUAUUUUGAGGCCCAGUGUUUGCUUUAGUUAAAGAUGGUGUUCUUGCACAUAUGUUGUAUUUUUCUCCCUUUUAUUCCAGUCAAAAUGAGCAAAUUAUCAUAUUUUGCAGUUUACACACUUAUUUACCAGGUACACCAUGGCAUGUGAUUGCCAGCUUUUUUUUUUUUUUUUGUUUUGUUUUUAUAUUGUGACAUUUGGGAUGUUAUGUUCCACUUUUGUCCACUGAUGUUCUGUGAACUAUUUAACACUUUCAGUUUUUGGGGGGAGGGAUCAAAUUUGAAGGUGUUUGGGGCCAUAUUUUUAGAUGAGUAGAACUGUCAAAAGAAUGCGUGUGUGUAUAUAUUUUUUGGUAACUAGCCAUGAAACAUCUGUCCAAGCAAAUCUGCUGCUUUUUAUUAGAGGGACAGGGGUCUCUUGAAGGGUCGUCAAACCAGCACCUCAAGAGUGCCUUUUACCCCCAUAAUGAGUGGAGCUAUAGUUAAGCUAGCAGUCAUUGACUCUCUUCAACCAAUCAAAAAUGGUCCUUCCACCACAGAACUACAAUUGGAUCUGAUCAGCGAGUCACAGGUGGCGAUGAUAGCUCCGCCCAUUUUGCAAGAUUGGUUCCAUUCUCAUUUCUGGCUAUGUAUACACACAUUGGAGUCUGUAAUAUGAACAGGAAUGGGAUUCCAUCUGCCUAUUUAAUCUGUUUGCACUUUGCACGUUUGUUUCGUUUUGUUGGAGAUCAUUGCACUACGGGAGUUUUGGCGUAUGUUUGUCUGUUCAGUUUAAAAUGCUUAAAGCAGAGAUCAAAGCAUUUUGUAUUUUUCUUUCUCCACGUUUGGUCAUUGCGAUGCCUCUCUUGGAUGUUCUUAAGCGGCAGUGCUGUCCAUCAGCAACUGUUGGUUAUUUUUUUUAAUGAGAAUUCCUGUUAUAGGAAGUGGAAAUCCUUGUCUAUUUGACAAUAAAAUAUUUUUUAAACAAUC
Anguilla rostrata (American eel) is the source of this 2257-nucleotide messenger RNA. Its product is annotated as DNA damage-inducible transcript 4-like protein. The transcript is spliced from 3 exons. Gene Ontology annotation, cellular component: cytoplasm. Gene Ontology annotation, biological process: negative regulation of signal transduction. The record is from RefSeq and is a predicted model, not a curated record. NCBI's taxonomy places the organism in Eukaryota, Metazoa, Chordata, Actinopteri, Anguilliformes, Anguillidae. The coding region runs from base 192 to 776 and encodes 194 amino acids.